Molecule: messenger RNA, 1296 nt
Organism: Callithrix jacchus (white-tufted-ear marmoset)
Lineage: Eukaryota; Metazoa; Chordata; Mammalia; Primates; Cebidae
Gene: ASTL
Product: astacin like metalloendopeptidase
Biological process (GO): proteolysis
Molecular function (GO): zinc ion binding; metalloendopeptidase activity
Source: RefSeq, a predicted model, not a curated record
AUGGAGGGUGUAGGGGGUCUCUGGUCUUGGGUGUUGGGUCUGCUCUCCUUGGCAGGUAUGAUCCUAGGAGUGCCUCUGGCCUCCAGCUGCCCAGGAGCCUGUGGUACCAGCUUCCAAGAUGGUCUCACCCCUGAGGGAACCCAGGCAUCCUGGGACAAGGACAUUCCUUCAAUUAACCAAGGGCUCAUCCCAGAAGAAACCCCAGAGAGCAGCUUUCUCAUCGAGGGGGACAUCGUCCGGCCAAGUCCCUUCCGACUGCUGUCAGCAACCAGCAACAAGUGGCCCAAGGGUGGUGGCGGUGUCGUGGAGGUCCCCUUCCUGCUCUCCAGCAAGUACAGUGAGCCCAGCCGCCAGGUCAUCCUAGAGGCGCUUGCGGAGUUUGAACGUUCCACGUGCAUCAGGUUUGUUACCUACCAGGGCCAGAGAGACUUCAUUUCCAUCAUCCCCAUGUAUGGAUGCUUCUCAAGUGUGGGGCGCAGUGGAGGUAUGCAGGUGGUCUCCCUGGCACCUGCCUGUCUCCAGAAGGGCCAGGGCAUUGUCCUUCAUGAGCUCAUGCACGUGCUGGGUUUCUGGCAUGAGCACGCAAGGGCUGACCGGGACCGCUAUAUCCAUGUCAACUGGAAUGAGAUCCUCCCAGGCUUUGAAAUCAACUUCAUCAAGUCUCGGAGCAGCAACAUGCUGACGCCUUAUGAUUACUCCUCUGUGAUGCACUACGGGAGACUCGCCUUCAGCCGGCGUGGGCUGCCCACUAUCACACCGCUUUGGGCCCCGAGCGUCCACAUCGGCCAGCGAUGGAACCUGAGUGCCUCGGACAUCACACGGGUCCUCAAGCUCUAUGGCUGCAGCCCGGGUGGCCCUGGCCCCCAUGGGAGAGGGUCCCAUGCCCAUAGCACUGGUAGAAGCCCUGCUCCAGCCUCCCUACCCCUGCAGCGGCUUUUGGAGGCACUGUCAGCGGAACCCAGGAGACCUGACCCCAGUGGUUCCAGUGCGGGAGACCAGCCCAUUCCUGCAGGGCCUGGGGACAACCCACAUGGGUGGGAGUCCCCUGCCCUGAAGAAGCUCAGUGUGGAGGCCUCGGCCAGGCAGCCUCAGACCCUGGCUUCCUUCCUAAGAUCGAGGCCCAGAGCAGGAGCCCCUGGUAUUGCUCAGGAGCGGUCUUGGCUGGCUGGAGUAUCCACCGAACCCACAGCCCCAUCUUCAGAAGCAGGAGGCCAGCCAGACCCUGUCCAGGGAAGCCCAGCUCUGCCAGGAGGCUGUGUACCUAAAAGUCAUUUCAGGGGGAGGCCCAGAUAUUAA